Messenger RNA from Cutaneotrichosporon oleaginosum, 3548 nucleotides. RefSeq lists its product as uncharacterized. Lineage: Eukaryota; Fungi; Basidiomycota; Tremellomycetes; Trichosporonales; Trichosporonaceae. The record is from RefSeq and is a predicted model, not a curated record. Gene Ontology annotation, biological process: endocytosis; phospholipid translocation; retrograde vesicle-mediated transport, Golgi to endoplasmic reticulum. Gene Ontology annotation, cellular component: plasma membrane; endosome; trans-Golgi network. Gene Ontology annotation, molecular function: ATP binding; ATPase-coupled intramembrane lipid carrier activity; ATP hydrolysis activity.
CUGUCCUUCAUCUCUCAUCCACUCUGUGCCCAAGACGCGAACGGCGACCACACCGCGAUCUUGAAUCAUCCCGUGCCCCAUUCAGCACAACCUGUCGUGGGCUCGGAACUCUCCCGAGUGCCCGCUCAGCCGUCACCUCACGUUACUCCAUCCACAAGAGCUUGGCAUCAAUGCCCGCGCAACGUGGCCGCGAUAACAACAUUGCGCUGACUACGUUUUCGUUUUCCGACCCCGGCAUCAUCGACAACAACAUGGCACACGGCUCCGGCGAGGAAGAGCCCGGAUGGGACAGCGGCGUAGUUGAAGAGUCUCAGGCUCUGCUGGGAAGUUAUGAACGGGACGACAGGUUGAUGUCUCAACGUCAGAGUGUCGGGCCUAGGCAGGGAAAGACCGUAUCUGCUUCUAGCUCACGAACAAUACCUCUGCCUGCACAAGGAGCCAGAUCUCAGUACCCACCAAACUUGAUACGAAAUCAGAAGUACUCGAUCUUGUCAUUCCUGCCGAUAGUGUUCUAUGAGCAGUUCAAGUUCUUCUUCAACUUUUAUUUCCUUGUUGUGGCCCUCAGCCAGUUCAUUCCGGCGUUAAAGAUCGGCUACAUUGUGACCUAUGUCGCCCCUUUGGCAUUCGUCCUCGCAGUGACCAUGGGCAAGGAGGCGUAUGACGACUACUGCCGAUAUCAACGUGACCGCGAGGCCAAUUCGACACGCUAUCUCGUCCUUCUCUCUCACGAACCUGUCGAUCCAUCCAACCCUCCUGCGUAUGACCUCCCCAGACCACAGACUCGAUCCACACCGUCCUCCGGGCUUAAGGUUGGCGACAUGGUUUUACUUGAGAAGAACCAGCGUGUGCCGGCCGAUAUGGUUCUCCUAACAACAAGCGAGGAAGAAGGCACCUGUUUCAUCCGCACUGACCAGCUCGACGGCGAGACGGACUGGAAGCUCAAGGUCGCAGUAUCCGAGACGCAGCGGCUAGGCGACAAGGGCGUUGGAGGGAUAGAGGGCAGCCUCUACGCCGACCCGCCCAUCAAGGACAUCCACACUUUCUACGGUGUCCUCACUCUGCGCUCCACAGACCCAGGACUGCAGACCGAGACUGCGGUUCCGCUGUCAGUGGAGAACGUCAUGUGGGCAAAUACUGUUCUUGCCGCUGGAUCCGCCGUAGGUCUGGUCGUUUAUACCGGCAAGGAAACGCGCGCUGUUCUCAAUACUAGCGAACCCGGGACGAAAAUGGGAACUUUGGAGAAGGAGGUCAACAAGAUGGCCAAGAUUCUCUGUGCGGUCACGUUCGCUCUGUCGUUGUUUCUCGUUGCGCUGAACGGUUUCCGCGGACAGUGGUACAUCUAUGUUUUCCGCUUCCUCAUUCUGUUCUCGUCCAUCAUUCCCAUCAGUCUGCGUGUUAACCUUGAUAUGGCCAAGACCGUUUACUCGCACCUCAUCCAAACCGACCCCGAAAUUCCCCAGACAAUCGUCCGCACAAGUACUCUUCCUGAAGAGCUGGGGAGAAUUGAGUACCUCCUGACAGACAAAACCGGCACCUUGACCCGCAACGAAAUGGAGAUGAAGAAGCUCCACAUGGGGACUGUUGUCUUCACUUGGGAGUCGAUGGAUGAGGUAGCCCAUCUCCUGUCGCAGGCCUUUGGGGAACAGUCCCAGAAGCGACAGGGGUCUGUUGGCCUUGGCCCUGGGGUUGUGCCCCGCAGUCGCCGAGACAUCUCGACUCGCGUUAAGGAUGCUGUAAUGGCGCUGGCGACAUGUCACAACGUGACGCCUGUAACUAACGAUGAUGGGACUGUGACCUACCAGGCUUCGUCCCCGGACGAGGUGGCAAUUGUAGAGUGGACAGAAACCGUUGGGCUCACCCUCGCCUCGCGCGACCGCACAAGCAUGACCUUGCAGACUAAAAGCGGGCAAACACUGGCAUUCGACAUCCUAGCUGUCUUUCCGUUCACUUCCGAGUCGAAGCGCAUGGGCAUUAUCAUUCGCGAUCGCUCCUCUGGGGUCACUACCUUCGUUCAGAAGGGCGCCGACGUCGUCAUGUCCAAGAUCGUUCAGAAAAACGACUGGUUAGAUGAGGAGACCGGCAAUAUGGCGCGCGAGGGCCUGCGCACGCUGGUUGUUGGCCGGAAGCGUUUAUCGGACGAGAACUACGCUGCCUUCGACACGAAGUACAAGGAGGCGCAGCUAGUUCCCGGCGACGAGCGCACGGAGGCUAUGAGGGCUGUCGUCCAAGAGUAUCUGGAGUCGGACUUGGAGCUGCUGGCUCUGACUGGUGUGGAGGACAAGCUGCAGGACGACGUAAAAUCGACCCUCGAGCUCAUGCGCAACGCGGGGCUGAAGAUCUGGAUGUUGACCGGCGACAAAAUUGAGACGGCCACCAACAUCGCAGUGUCUAGCAAGCUCGUAUCACGCAAUCAAUACAUCCACCAAGUUGCGAAACUUCAAUCAUCUCACCAGGUCCGAGAUAUGCUUGACUUUCUUCAGGCCAAGCUUGACUGCUGCCUCGUUAUUGAUGGCGAAUCUCUCCAGCUUUGCCUGGACUCGUUCAGGACCGAGUUCGUCAUGUUAGCGACGCAGCUGCCCGCCGUGGUCGCGUGUCGUUGCUCGCCUACGCAAAAGGCCGACGUUGCAACCCUGAUCCGCGAGUUUAGUAAGAAAACGGUGUGCUGUAUCGGCGACGGAGGCAACGACGUCAGCAUGAUCCAGGCUGCCGAUGUUGGAGUCGGCAUUGUCGGCAAAGAGGGCAAGCAGGCGUCACUUGCCGCCGACUUUUCCAUCAACCAGUUCUCGUAUCUCACACAGCUGUUGCUCUGGCACGGGCGCAACUCGUAUAAGCGCUCUGCGAAACUGUCGCAGUUCGUUAUUCACCGCGGCUUGAUCAUCGCAGUCAUCCAAGCAGUCUUCAGCUCAAUCUUCUUCUUUGCGCCCAUCGCCCUCUACCAAGGAUGGCUGCAGGUGGGCUACGCCACCGUCUACACCAUGGCUCCAGUCUUCUCUCUCGUCCUCGAUCGCGAUGUGAACGAGGACACGGCGCUCAUGUACCCCGAGCUGUACAAGGAGCUCACCAAGGGCCGUUCCUUGAGCUACAGGACAUUCUUCACUUGGCUCACGAUCAGUGUCUACCAGGGCGGAACGAUUAUGCUCCUCUCCCUGCUCCUCUUUGAGUCUGAGUUCCUACACAUUGUGGCAAUCUCGUUCACGGCCCUCGUUCUGAACGAGCUCAUCAUGGUCGCAUUGGAGAUUACGACCUGGCACAAGUAUAUGGUGUUGAGCGAAAUUGCCACUGCCAUCAUAUACUUUGGCUCGAUGUGGAUCCUUCCAGAGUACUUUGACAUGCACUUCGUCCUCACGACCACUUUUAUUAGCAAGGUCGCCAUUAUCGUGGCGGUGUCCAGUCUACCACUCUACGUUAUCAAGGCAUUGCACCACCGACUCAAUCCAGCAGCAUAUGCGAAGGUCAACGAAUCUUAGAGCCAUAGACAUGUUUUACCAUGAUACAUCCAUCUGUACAGGAGAGCUAGGAGAAUGACGAGUAGAUUGAUUUUAAGAGGC